This is a messenger RNA of Penicillium longicatenatum, 1956 nucleotides long. RefSeq lists its product as uncharacterized. The record is from RefSeq and is a predicted model, not a curated record. Gene Ontology annotation, molecular function: NAD+ poly-ADP-ribosyltransferase activity. The transcript is spliced from 6 exons. NCBI's taxonomy places the organism in Eukaryota, Fungi, Ascomycota, Eurotiomycetes, Eurotiales, Aspergillaceae. The coding region runs from base 1 to 1956 and encodes 651 amino acids.
AUGGCACCUCGAUCUUUCAAGAAGCUUUCAAUUGCGGUCAGCGGUACCAUCCCAGGGUACAAGCAGGCCGAUAUUAAGUCGCUGGUUGAAGCUUCAGGUGCUAUGUUCGCUGCAACAGUGGAUGAUUCCUGCACACAUCUGAUUACCACGCAAAAGGACGCUGCGAAAAAUGCGAUCAAAUACCAACAAGCAUGCAAGGUUAAAACUUGCAAGAUUGUAACAGUGGACUGGCUGGUAGCUUCGAGUGAGGCGAAGAAAGUUCUUCCCGAGAAGACCUAUCUUCUCUCGGAUUCAAAUGUCAAAGUCGAAAUCCCAAACAUGGAUGGUACUACCGAAAACACAAAGAAGCGUACCAUCAAGCAAGAGGAUGAAGAUCAGUCAGAAUCAAACAAAAAGCCGAAGGACUCACAGCGGACAAGCUUCAAAUCCUCCUUGAACGUUCCCAUCGAUGACGCAUUCUUCCACAAUUCUCCCUUCCAAAACAAGAAUGAUCCCAUGGUUUGGAUUGAAGAUUCUGGGCUUAUUUGGGAUGCAACACUAAAUCAGGCGGACUCUGGAAAGAACAACAACAAAUUCUACCGUGUGCAGUUGAUCGUAUCGCCAGACGAAGAGGAAUUCGUUACGUGGACUCGCUGGGGUCGCGUCGGUGAAUUCGGCCAGUAUGCUUCUUUGGGACAUGGCCCCCUUGAAGCAGCUAAGGCUGCAUUUCAAAAGAAGUUCAAAGAUAAAUCCGGAUUGAAGUGGGAAAACCGCCUGGACACUCCAAAGCAGGGGAAAUACACCUUUAUCGAGCGAAACUACGAGGACGAUGACUCUGAUGACACGGUAGAGAAGAAGGAGUCUGAAGAUGUGCAGAUCAAGGUGGAGAGUACUUUGACCAAGCCCCUGCAAAACCUCAUGUCCUUCAUUUUCAACCCUGAACACUUCCAGUCGGCGAUGGCGUCGAUGUCAUACGAUGCGCAGAAGUUACCGCUGGGAAAAUUGAGUGACCGGACCCUGAAAACUGGUUUCUCGAUCCUGAAGGAACUAGCGGAGCUCAUUGCUGAAACUACCCACGACACAAACUGGCAAAGGUCUAUUGAGAGCCUGAGCAAUAGAUACUUUACCACGAUCCCUCAUGUCUUCGGGCGGCACCGACCUCCGGUUUUGAACUCUGAUCAAUUGAUCAAAAAGGAAGUCGAAUUGCUCGACGCCCUGACCGACAUGGAUGUCGCAAAUGAAAUCAUGAAAGAUUCCAAACUUUCGGAUGUCAACGAGCUAGAUCGCCAGUUCCAGGGCCUCGGCAUGAAAGAAAUGACUCGAGUGGAACAAAAUACAAGCGAAUACCAUGAGCUAGCUGCCUACCUCAAUAGUUCCCGUGGUGCAACCCACAACAUGAAAUAUCAAAUCAUUGAUAUCUUCCGGAUUGAGCGCCAGGGUGAGAAUGAUCGCUUCACAUCCUCCCCAUUCUCACAAUUGAAAAACAGCGACCGCCGCCUACUAUGGCACGGCUCGCGCAGCACAAAUUUCGGUGGCAUUCUCAGUCAGGGUCUGCGCAUCGCCCCUCCAGAAGCACCCGUUAACGGGUACAUGUUUGGAAAAGGCGUCUAUCUCGCCGACACAUCAAGCAAGUCCGCGAAUUAUUGUUGCCCAUACAAUAGUGCGAACAUGGGGCUGCUGUUGCUAUGUGACGCAGAGCUCGGUGAUCCAAUGUUGGAGCUGACCCACAGUGAUUAUAAUGCCGGAGAGAACGCGAAAAGUCAAGGAAAGAUUGCUACGCUUGGUCGAGGUCGUUGCGUUCCUGGCGGGUGGAAAGAUGCGGCCUGUUUGACUCCUGAACUGAAGGGAGUCACGAUGCCCGACGUGGCGGUUGGCCAGGCAGGGAACGACAAUGUCUUCUUGCAAUACAAUGAGUACAUCGUAUACAAUGUGGCCCAAAUCAGACAGCGGUACCUCUUUUACGUUCACAUGCGGUGA